AUGACGACGUUAACUGUCACCGUCCUGGUGCUCCUGCUUGUACCCUUUGCCCCAUCUUUGGCGGCACAGCUUCCAGGAGGCCAUGAUACCGAGAACAAGUCUUCCUUGCCUCCACCUCCCGUCGCCACUAAUGGCCAACCUUUCCCCUGGGUCAGAAUGAGGCUUCCUGAAACUGUGUCUCCAAUCCACUAUGACCUCCUCGUCCACCCUAACCUGACCAGCCUAGACUUCACAGGAGCUGUGCAGAUUCAACUCCAGGUCUUCGAGGACACCUCUACCAUCAUCCUCCACAGCAAGGAACUCCAGAUUGCCAAAGCUGAGCUCUUGGCACCGGAAGGUCCAGGGUCACUGCCAAUGUAUGUGCUGUAUGAUCGGGUCCCAUCUUUUUUCUACAAUGGGUUGUCAUCAAAGUUGGGGUCAAUUACAUUUAAAUGCCAGUCAAUUCAGGACGUACACUGAAAUUCUAAUUAUCUUCAAUGCUUUUCAAAGAGGACAUUUUGGAAUUUAAAUUGGAAUAUGGUUGACUUUCUGAAUUGACUGGAAUUCAAAUGGACUUGACCCCAACCCUGGUUGUCAUGCAUAUUUGUAUUGAUGCUGAUAUCUUUAUCUGUAUUGAUGGUAAAUGGAUUGAUUGUCUGUGCUUCUAUGUAGCUACAACACCAAGAGAAAUUCCUAGUAACGUUUGUUGCAUGGCGAUAAAGUGAUCUGAUUCCGAUUCUUCAAGGCCUCUGCGGGUGUUGGAGUACCCAGCUUUCCACCAGCUGGCUCUGGUGUCUGAUGUGCUGCUGGUCAGAGGUGGGGUGUACAAGGUUCGUCUGGAGUUCUCUGCCAACCUGUCCGACAGUUUCCACGGUUUCUACAAGAGCUCCUAUCGCACGACCAAAGGAGAGGUCAGGUAAGACUACGAACCAUCAGGGUUGAGGUAGCUUAGUGGUUAAGAGCGUUGUACCAGUAACCGAAAGGUCGCUGGUUCUAAUCCCCGAGCCGACUAGGUGAAAAAUCUGUCGAUGUGCCCUUGAGCAAGGCACUUAACCCUAAUUGCUCCUGUAAGUCGCUCUGGAUAAGAGCGUCUGCUAAAUGACAUAAAAUAAAUAAAAUAAAAAAAUUGACCCUGGGUAGUAUAGGUUGUCACCUAGAGCCCUGAAAACGCAUGUCAAUCAUUCUACAGUGCAUUCCAACAGAGCAUGUAGUGAAAGGGACCAACCACAUAUAGUGAUCUAAUUGUCCUGUAUUUGGAGACGAUCACUAAGAGGCAGCGAUGUAGUCAAGUCACUAAACCUCGAGUCCCAAGUCCUUGGUGUACGAGUCACGAAUCAAGUCACGAGUCCCAUGGUAGUGCCAAAAGUAGCUGCCCAACCAUUUUUUAAGCUACAUUUCAUUCCAGUGUUGCAUAUUUGUAAGGCUAAAUAGAUAAUACAGCUACUGUAUCUAACAUUUGCUGCUGUAGCUAGAAUGAUGAAUUAUGCAAAAGAUAGAGACAGUCACAACUGGUCGAGUCACGAGUCAGGAAAAUCAUGACUUGUGUCCGAGUCAAGUCCGAGUUCUUGACUCGAGUACUACAACACUGCUAAAAGGUGUGCACUAUAAUGAAUUACUCAAUCAUAAGCUUUGCAUUGCUUUUCCCUAGACCUACUGUAUAUCUAAAUUGUAAACAACAUGUUCAUUUCUGCCUCUGUUUUGUUAGGUUUAUGGCUUCCACUCAGUUUGAAGCGACCAGUGCCCGAGCAGCCUUCCCGUGUUUCGAUGAGCCGGCGUUCAAAGCCAACUUCACGAUCCAGAUACGUCGGGAGCCACGCCACAUCGCCCUCUCCAACAUGCCCAAGGUACCCUGGGAAACGCCACGGGCUGCAUCUCAAUAGUGUCUUUCUCUCCUGGUCAACUUUUCUUCACUUGAUAUACAACAGAUCUAUAAAUGGGUGAUAUAUAUAUAUAUAUAUAUAACAGAUCUAUAAACGGGUGAUAUAUAUAUAUAACAGAUCUAUAAACGGGUGAUAUAUAUAUAUAUAUAACAGAUCUAUUAACAGGUGAUAUAUAUAUAUAUAUAACAGAUCUAUAAACGGGUGAUAUAUAUAUAAACUGCUCAAAAAAAUAAAGGGAACACUUAAACAACACAAUGUAACUCCAAGUCAAUCACACUUCUGUGAAAUCAAACUGUCCACUUAGGAAGCAACACUGAUUGACAAUAAAUGUCACAUGCUGUUGUGCAAAUGGAAUAGACAACAGGUGGAAAUUAUAGGCAAUUAGCAAAACACCCCCAAUAAAGAAGUGGUUCUGCAGGUGGUGACCACAGACCACUUCUCAGUUCCUAUGCUUCCUGGCUGAUGUUUUGGUCACUUUUGAAUGCUGGCGGUGCUUUCACUCUAGUGGUAGCAUGAGACGGAGUCUACAACCCACACAAGUGGCUCAGGUAGUGCAGCUCAUCCAGGAUGGCACAUCAAUGCGAGCUGUGGCAAGAAGGUUUGCUGUGUCUGUCAGCGUAGUGUCCAGAGCAUGGAGGCACUACCAGGAGACAGGCCAGUACAUCAGGAGACGUGGAGGAGGCCGUAGGAGGGCAACAACCCAGCAGCAGGACCGCUACCUCCGCCUUUGUGCAAGGAGGAGCAGGAGGAGCACUGCCAGAGCCCUGCAAAAUGACCUCCAGCAGGCCACAAAUGUGCAUGUGUCUGCUCAAACGGUCAGAAACAGACUCCAUGAGGGUGGUAUGAGGGCCCGACGUCCACAGGUGGGGGUUGUGCUUACAGCCCAACACCGUGCAGGACGUUUGGCAUUUGCCAGAGAACACCAAGAUUGGCAAAUUCGCCACUGACGCCUGUGCUCUUCACAGAUGAAAGCAGGUUCACACUGAGCACAUGUGACAGACGUGACAGAGUCUGGAGGCGCCGUGGAGAACGUUCUGCUGCCUGCAACAUCCUCCAGCAUGACCGGUUUGGCGGUGGGUCAGUCAUGAUGUGGGGUGGCAUUUCUUUGGGGGGCCGCACAGCCCUCCAUGUGCUCGCCAGAGGUAGCCUGACUGCCAUUAGGUACCGAGAUGAGCUCCUCAGACCCCUUGUGAGACCAUAUGCUGGUGCGGUUGGCCCUGGGUUCCUCCUAAUGCAAGACAAUGCUAGACCUCAUGUGGCUGGAGUGUGUCAGCAGUUCCUGCAAGAGGAAGGCAUUGAUGCUAUGGACUGGCCCGCACGUUCCCCAGACCUGAAUCCAAUUGAGCACAUCUGGGACAUCAUGUCUCGCUCCAUCCACCAAUGCCACGUUGCACCACAGACUGUCCAGGAGUUGGCGGAUGCUUUAGUCCAGGUCUGGGAGGAGAUCCCUCAGUAGACCAUCCGCCACCUCAUCAGGAGCAUGCCCAGGCGUUGUAGGGAGGUCAUACAGGCACGUGGAGGCCACACACACUACUGAGCCUCAUUUUUACUUGUUUUAAGGACAUUACAUCAAAGUUGGAUCAGCCUGUAGUGUGGUUUUCCACUUUAAUUUUGAGGGUGACUCCAAAUCCAGACUUCCAUGGGUUGAUAAAUUUGAUUUCCAUUGAUAAUUUUUGUGUGAUUUUGUUGUCAGCACAUUCAACUAUGUAAAGAAAAAAGUUUUUAAUGAGAUUAUUUCAUUCAUUCAGAUCUAGGAUGUGUUGUUUAAGUGUUCCCUUUAUUUUUUUGAGCAGUGUAUAUAUAUAUAUAUAUAUAUAUAUAUAUAUAUAACAGAUCUAUAAACAGGUGAUAUAUAUAUAUAUAACAGAUCUAUAAACGGGUGAUAUAUAUAUAACAGAUCUAUAAACGGGUGAUAUAUAUAUAUAACAGAUCUAUAAACAGGUGAUAUAUAUAUAUAUAUAUAUAACAGAUCUAUAAACGGGUGAUAUAUAUAUAUAAGAGAUCUAUAAACGGGUGAUAUAUAUAUAUAUAUAUAUAUAUAACAGAUCUAUAAACGGGUGAUAUAACAUAUCUAUUAACAGGUGAUAUUGUCACGAUCGUCGAUAGAAGUGGACCAAGGCGCAGCGUGGAAUGCGAACAUACUUUUAUUUUUAAUGAUCACACGAACAAAACGAUACGUGACGUCCUUGGCAAUAGACACUAACCAAACACGGAACAAGAUCCCACAACACACUGUGGAAAACAGGCUGCCUAAGUAUGGUUCCCAAUCAGAGACAACAAGCAACAGCUGAUUCACGUUGCCUCUGAUUGAGAACCACACCGGCCAACAUAGAAACAAAUGAACUAGAUAAAAAACCUAGAACACAAAACACAUAGAAACAACACACCCUGGCUCAACAUAGAGUCCCAGAGCCAGGGCGUGACAGUACCCCCCCCCCAAAGGCGCGGACUGCGACCGCGCCAAACAUAAACCGAACAGGGAAGGGCAUUCCUCCUCGGAGGCGGUUCCGGCUCCGGGCUUGACCCCCACCCUCCAACAAACCCCCCAUAGCGCCCCUGGUCCGGUCUGGCCCUGCUGGCUGGAUCUGGACAUCGGUGGAGCGGAUCGCUCAGGCUCCGAUGUGGAGCAGCUUACCGGUACCUGACCAGGCACCGGUGACCCAGGCACGGGCUGUGCAGGACUGACUGACACCACAGGCUUGGUGCGGGGAGCAGGAACAGGCCGGACCGACGACGCGCACCACAGGCUUGGUGCGGGGAACAGGGACGGGCCGAACCGGGCUGACGAAGCGCACCACAGGCUUGGUGCGGGGAGCAGGGACGGGCCGGACUGGGCUGACGAUGCGCACCACAGGCUUGGUGCGGGAAGCAGGAACAGGCCGAGCCGGGCUGGCGACGCGCACCGUAGGCUUGGUGCGAGUGGCAGGAACAGGCCGGGCCGAGCUGGCGACGCGCACCCUUGGCUUGGUGCGGGGAGCAGGAAUAGGCUUGGUGCGGGAAGCAGGAAUGGGCCGGACCGGGCUGACGAUGCGCACCACAGGCUUGGUGCGGGGAGCAGGAACAGGCCGAGCCGGCUGGCGACGCGCACCGUAGGCUUGGUGCGAGUGGCAGGAACAGGCCGGGCCGAGCUGGGAACACACACCACUGGCCUUACAUGGGGAUCAGGAACGGGCCGGACCGGACUGGCUACACACCUCAGUACCUCUCGCCGUGCCUCUACAUAUUCCUUCCCUCUACUCGCCAAUGGCUCCCGUAACCCGGUGGCCUUCUCUCCUCGUCCACCAACUCGCCCCUUAUCUGCCUCCAGCAGUCCCGUCGUCUACGGUGUGAGCCCCCCCCUAAAAAUGUAUUGGGUUCGUCUCUUCCCCGUGGCUAUGGCCUCCAUGGCUCUCGCCAGACUCUCCCUCUUCUGCUCCCAAGUCCAACCUCUCUCCUCCUCCCGCGGCUUGACCCAGUCGAGGUUGAUAUCCUUUAGAGCCCUCUCUGGCGUUGGCUCCUGGACACGCUGCUUGACCCAGUCGAGGUUGAUAUUCAUUAGAGUCCUCUCUGGCGUUGGCUCCUGGACACGCUGCUUGGUCCAGUUAUGGUGGGAUCUUCUGUCACGAUCGUCGAUAGAAGUGGACCAAGGCGCAGCGUGGAAUGCGAACAUACUUUUAUUUUUAAUGAUCACACGAACAAAACAACAAAACGAUACGUGACGUCCUUGGCAAUAGACACUAACCAAACACGGAACAAGAUCCUACAACACACUGUGGAAAACAGGCUGCCUAAGUAUGGUUCCCAAUCAGAGACAACAAGCAACAGCUGAUACACGUUGCCUCUGAUUGAGAACCACACCGGCCAACGUAGAAACAAAUGAACUAGAUAAAAAACCUAGAACACAAAACACAUAGAAACAACACACCCUGGCUCAACAUAGAGUCCCAGAGCCAGGGCGUGACAGAUAUUUAACAGAUCUAUAAACAGGUGAUAUAUAUAUACAGUACCAGUCAAAAGUUUGGACACACCUACUCAUUCCAGGGUUUUUCUUUAUUUGUACUAUUUUCUACAUUGUAGAAUAAUAGUGAAGACAUCAAAACUAUGAAAUAACACAUAUGGAAUCAUGUAGUAACCUAAAAAGUGUUAAACAAAUCAAAAAUAUAUUUUAUAUUUGAGAUUCUUCAAAGUAGCCACCCUUUGCCUUGAUGACAGCUUUGCCCACUCUUGGCAUUCUCUCAACCAGCUUCAUGAGGUAAUAAUAAUAAUAUAAUAAUAUGCCAUUUAGCAGACGCUUUUAUCCAAAGCGACUUACAGUCAUGUGUGCAUACAUUUUUACAUAUGGGUGGUCCCGGGGAUCGAACCCACUACCCUGGCGUUACAAGCGCCAUGCUCUACCAAUUGAGCUACAGGUAGUCACCUGGAAUGCAUUUCAAUUAACAGGUGUGCCUUGUUAAAAGUUAAUUUGUGGAAUUUAUUUCCUUCUUAAUGCGUUUGAGCCAAUCACUUGUGUUGUAACAAGGUAGGGGGGGUAUACAGAAGAUAGCCCUAUUUGGUAAAAGACCAAGUCCAUAUUAUGGCAAGAACAGCUCAAAUAAGCAAAGAGAAACAAAAGUCCAUCAUUACUUGAAGACAUGAAGGUCAGUCAAUCCUGAAAAUUUAAAGAACGGAAAAUUCCAAGAACUUUGAAAGUUUCUUCAAGUGCAGUUGCAAAAACCAUCAAGCGCUAUGAUGAAACUGGCUCUCAUGAGGACCGCCACAGGAAAGGAAGACCCAGAGUUACCUCUGCUGCAGAGGAUAAGUUCAUUAGAGUUACCAGCCUCAGAACUUGCAGCCCAAAUAAAUGCUUCACAGAGUUCAAGUAACAGACACAUCUCAACAUCAACUUUUCAGAGGAGACUGCGUGAAUCAGGCCUUCAUGGUUGAAUUUCUGCAAAGACACCACUACUAAAGGACACCAAUAAGAAGAACAGAACUUGUUCUCAACUGGCUUACCUGGUUAAAUAAAGGUGAAAUAAAAAUUAAAAAAUUAAAAGAGACUUGCUUGGGCCAAGAAACACAAGCAAUAGACAUUAGACCAGUGGAAAUCUGUCCGUUGGUCUGAUGAGUCCAAAUUUGAGAUUUCUGGUUCCAACCGCCGUGUCUUUGUGAGACGCAGAGUAGGUGAACGGAUGAUCUCCGCAUGUGUGGUUCCCACCGUGAAGCAUGGAGGAGGAGGUGUGAUGGUGUGGGGGUGCUUUGCUGGUGACACUGUCAGUGAUUUAUUUCGAAUUCAAGGCACACUUAACCAGCAUGGCUACCUGCAGCGAUACACCAUCCCAUCUGGUUUGCGCUUAGUGGGACUAUCAUUUGUUUUUCAACAGGACAAUGACCCAACACACCUCCAGGAUGUGUUAGGGCUAUUUGACCAAGAAGGAGAGUGAUGGAGUGCUGCAUCAGAUGACCUGGCCUCCACAAUCCCCCGACCUCAACCCAAUUGAGAUGGUUUGGGAUGAGUUGGACCGCAGAGUGAAGGAAAAGCAGACAACAAGUGCUCAGCAUAUGUGGGAACUACAUCAAGACUGUUGGAAAAGCAUUCCUAGUGAAGCUGGUUGAGAGAAUGCCAAGAGUGUGCAAAGCUGUCAUCAAGGCAAAGGGUGGCUAUUUGAAGAAUCUCAAAUAUAUAAAAUAUAUUUUGAUUUGUUUAACACUUUUUUGGUUACUACAUGAUUCCAUAUGUGUUAUUUCAUAGUUUUGAUGUCUUCACUAUUAUUCUACAAUGUAGAAAAUAGUAAAAGUAAAGGAAAAACCCUUGAAUGAGUAGGUGUGUCCAAACUUUUGACUGGUACUGUAUAUAUAACAGAUCUAUAAACAGGUGAUAUAUAACAGAUCUGUAAACGGGGCAGAUGAAGGCAAAAUAAAUCCUAUCCAGUUGAAAGUUUUCACCAUGUCGCUUGCACCUGUCAAGCCCCUUUAGCUCAGCAGUGGUCAUGAGAGAAAGGAUAUGAGCAAAGAGUUCUGAAAGUCCUGUUUCUCCACAGCGAGAGGUAGGUGUCAUGAUUAACAUAUUCUCGUUCCUCUUCCUCUUCCUCUUCCCCUCCCCAGGUACAGACAGUCGAGUUACCAGGUGGUGUGCUGGAAGACCACUUUGACACCAGCGUUAGGAUGAGCACCUACCUGGUGGCCUUCAUCGUCUCUGACUUCCAGUCUGUCAGCAAGACCACCAGUCACGGAGUCAAGGUGAGCACGAUGUCACGCCUCCCCCAUUUAUCCUCUCAUUGGUCAGAAUGAAAGGUAGCUUAAGAUGCCCAACCUGCGAACAGAAAUGAAGUGCAUUGAAUAACUUUCACGUGGAAAAAAGGAGUUGUACCCUGUCUUGUUAUUCAGGUUCUAUCCGUAACCUUGUGCAUUGCUACUUCUCUGUUUCACUGAUUUAUGACUAGCUUAUACACACACAUCAUUAUAGCUCCCUAGUCCCUGCUACGUGGAAGUGCUCAACAACAUAUUUAGAUGGUUGACCUCUUCCUCUGUGUUGUCCUGUCAGAUCUCAGUGUAUGCCGUACCAGACAAGAUCAACCAGACAGAGUUUGCCCUGAAUGCCGCAGUCAGACUGUUGGACUUCUACGAUGACUACUUUGAUAUCCCGUAUCCUCUACCCAAACAGGGUGAGUAGAACACACCACACGUACACAACCGCACCACUCACCACACAUAGACUUCCUGGGUGCAUUUGGUAGCGGAAGGUGUCGCUAGCUGACAGUUUCUGCCAAUUUAUGUAUUAUGUUUAAUAAUGGUUUAUAGACAUUUUUGUAAGUAGACGUUCAAAUAAAGCAUUUCCUGAUGUAUUCCUGUGUGUUCCUCCCAGACCUGGCAGCUAUCCCAGACUUCCAGUCGGGUGCGAUGGAGAACUGGGGUCUGACCACUUACCGAGAGUCUGGGCUGCUCUUUGACCCCAACAAGAGCUCCGCCUCCGACAAGCUAGGCAUCACCAUGGUGAUCGCACAUGAGCUGGCACACCAGGUAAGUGGGACUACUCUCUUUUGGUUCAUCAAUCAGGUGCUUCAGAAAGUAUUCCACAUUUUGUUAUGUUACAGCCUGAAUUCAAAAUGGACUAAACGUAUUUUUUUCUCACUCAUCUACACACAAUACUCACAAUGACAAAGUGAAAACAUGUUUUUAGAAAUGUUAGCACAUUUUUUGAAAAUGAAAUUAGGGCUGGGCAAUAUGGUCAAAAUAUCAUAUCACGGUAUUGUUUUAAUUUAAGACGGUAUUUCACAGUAUUUUAUGUUUUUGAAUAAUACAAGUUCUAAAUGUGCUUUCUGAGUAAGUAGUGUGUGAACCUAGGGUGGCAACAUAUACAUAUUGAAGGUAACCGGUACUGGUUUCAAAAAACGAAUGGAAGUAUGAAGGGAGUUUUGUGCCUACCCCAAAAAAGGGGUUAAAUAUGUGUUAAAAAUAUAUAUAUAUAUAUAUAUUUCCAGAGUUUUUUAAAUAUCUCCUAGAUUUAUGACAGACACUUCAAAACUUUGUUUCUUAUGAUUUAUUUUUUGACUGUUCUUUUUGCCAUUUAUGAAUGUGUUUUUCAAUGCAUUUCUAUGGGCUUUAGUAGUAAAGGCCAAAAUCAAUAUUUUAUCAAAUAAUUUUUUUAUAUAUUAUUUUCUACCUAAAGGGGUCCUACAAUUCAAAAUCAAAUAGCUAAACGAUCCAUAGUAUGACCAUCUUAAAACAAUUCCAUAUGUCAGCUUAGCCCCUCCCCCAAUGUCUUAGACUAAAUAAUGAAAUGUUUUCUCUUAGCUACUUCAUGUAGCUCACGUAUUCAUGCGUCACCUAUAGUUAUUUCACUUAGAAGAUACUGUUGCACAAACAACAUGCUGAUUUAGGCCUACACAAUCACUGAUAUCAGGCUGUAUAGCUAGCUACGUUGGCUCUGACUCACUACAUUUAUUAGCUAGCUAGCCAGCUAACUAGCGAUUAGCAUUAGCGGCUAACACGACUUAGCCACAACUUGCUAAGAAAAGACGAACUAGCUGUUUGCAGAUGUAAGAAACAUAAACUAAUAGUGUAAUUAUAGAACGCUUGUGGAUGUUAUAUUAAGAAGCAAAGCGGAAACAGCAUCGUAGUCGUCAACAUUGUUGCAUGUGCUGCAUUGACCAUGCGGACUGAACGCAAGUUUCUCGUGGUCGAGCAACAACAAAUGCGCUCGUUGAGUGACAGGGGGAAGGGCUAGGUCUGUGUGGAAAGCAGUAUGGAGCGAGAGAGAGAGAGAGAGCGGAGAGAGAUCAAUCAAGUAGCGGAGUAAACUAUAACAAUAGACGGUACACAAGGCAUAUCACAUUUAACAAACCAAACAUUCAAAUACCUUUAUAGAAAGUAAAGUAAAAACUCAAACCGGUCCGUGCAUCAAUACGGGUAUAUAGUCAAAUACGGUAUACCGCCCAGCCCUAAAUAUAAAAUAUCUAAUUUACAUAAGUAUUCACACACCUGAGUCAAUACAUGUUAGAAUCACCUUUGGCAGGGAUUACAGCUGUGAGUCUUUCUGGGUAAGUCUCUAAGAGCUUUGCACACCUGGAUUGUACAGAUUUAAGUCAAAACUGUAACGGAAUGUCUUCUGUAACGGAAUGUCUUCUUGGUAAUCAACAUCAAUGGACAGUGCAUUCGGAAAGUAUUCAGACCCCUUGUCUUUUUCCACAUUUUGUUACGUUAUAGCCUUAUUCUAAAAUGGAUUAAAUGCAUUUUUUCCCUCAUCAAUCUACACACACUACCCCAUAAUGACAAAGUGAAAACAGGUUUUAAGAAAUGUUUGCACAUUUAUAAAAAUAAAAAAACUGAAAUAUCACAUUUACAUAAGUAUUCAGACCCGUUACCCAGUACUUUGUUGAAGGCCCUUUGGCAGCGAUUACAGCCUUGAGUCUUCUUGGGUAUGACGCUACGAGUUUGGCACACCUGUAUUUGGGGAUUUGUCCUGCUAAAAGGUGAAUUCAUCUCCCAAUGUCUGGUGGAAAGCAGACUGAACCAGGUUUUCCUCUAGGAUUUUGCCUGUACUCCAUUCCAUUUAUUUUUUAUCCUGAGAAACUCCACAGUCCUUAACGAUUACAAGCAUACCCAUAACAUGAUGCAGCCACCACCAUGCUUGAAAAUAUGGAGAGUGGUACUCAGUAAUGUGUUGUAUUGGAUGUUCCCCAAACAUAACACUUUUGUAUUGAGGACAAAAUGUUAAUUGCUUUGCCACAUUUUUUGCAGUAUUACUUUAGUGCCUUGUUGCAAACAGGAAUGUAUGUUUUGGAAUAUUUGUAUUCAGUACAGGCUUCCUUCUUUCCACUCUGUCAAUUAGGUUAUUAUUGUGGAGUAACUACAAUGUUGUUGAUCCAUCCUCAGUUUUCUCUUAUCACAGCCAUUAAACUCACCUUUGGCCUCAUGGUGAAAUCCCUGAGCGGUUUCCUUCCUCUCCGGCAACUGAGUUAGGAAGGAUGCCUGUAUCUUUGUACUGACUGGGUAUAUUGAUACACCAUCCAAAGUGUAAUUAAAACGUCACCAUGCUCAAAGGGAUAUUCAAUGUCAGCUUUUUUUUUUUUUUUACCCAUCUACCAAUAGGUGCCCUUAUUUGCAAGGCGUUGGAAAACCUCCAUGGUCUUUGUGGUGGAAUCUGUGUUUGAAAUUCACUUCUUGACUGAGGAACCUUACAUAUAAUUGUAUGAUUGGGGUACAGAGAUGAGGUAGUCAUAAAAAAAUCAUGUUAAACACUAUUAUUGCACACAGAGUGAGUCAAUGCAACUUAUUAUGUGACUUGUUAAGCACAUUUUUACUCCUGGACUUAUUUAGGCUUGCCAUAACAAAGGGGUUGAAUACUUAUUGACUCAAUACAUUUCAGCUUUUCAUUUUUUAUUAAUUUGUAAACAUUUAGAAAAAACAUAUUUCCACUUUGACAUUAUGGGGUAUUGUGUGUAGGUCAGUGACCAAAAAACACUAAAUUCAACCCAUUUUAAAUUCAGGCUGUAACACCAAAAUAAAUUGAAAAGGUCAAGGCGCUGUAUAUCACAUACUGUAAUAAGCACACAGUAUGUGAUAUAUUACCCUGUUAUUACCUUGUUUCUGUGCUCUAAUGUAAAGUGUUACCAGUUCUCUAGUGGUUUUGGGUAAGUUAUCUAGUACAAUGCAUUACAUUUCUUGUGAGAUGUAUGUUUUUUCACAUAGUGACUAUCCUGUCCUAAAACUACCCUGUCUCUACUCCUAUUGUUCUAGUGGGUUGGUAACCUAGUGACUAUCUUGUCCAACCCUGUUUCUCCUCCUGUUGUUCUAGUGGGUUGGUAACCUAGUGACUAUCUUGUCCAACCCUGUUUCUCCUCCUGUUGUUCUAGUGGGUUGGUAACCUAGUGACUAUCUUGUCCAACCCUGUUUCUCCUCCUGUUGUUCUAGUGGGUUGGUAACCUAGUGACUAUCUUGUCCAACCCUGUUCUUCCUCCUGUUGUUCUAGUGGGUUGGUAACCUAGUGACUAUCUUAUCCUAACCCUGUUUCUCCUCCUGUUGUUCUAGUGGGUUGGUAACCUAGUGACUAUCUUAUCCUAACCCUGUUUCUCCUCCUGUUGUUCUAGUGGGUUGGUAACCUAGUGACUAUCUUGUCCAACCCUGUUUCUCCUCCUGUUGUUCUAGUGGGUUGGUAACCUAGUGACUAUCUUGUCCAACCCUGUUUCUCCUCCUGUUGUUCUAGUGGGUUGGUAACCUAGUGACUAUCUUGUCCAACCCUGUUUCUCCUCCUGUUGUUCUAGUGGGUUGGUAACCUAGUGACUAUCUUAUCCUAACCCUGUUUCUCCUCCUGUUGUUCUAGUGGGUUGGUAACCUAGUGACUAUCUUAUCCUAACCCUGUUUCUCCUCCUGUUGUUCUAGUGGGUUGGUAACCUAGUGACUAUCUUGUCCAACCCUGUUUCUCCUCCUGUUGUUCUAGUGGGUUGGUAACCUAGUGACUAUCUUGUCCUAACCCUGUUUCUCCUCCUGUUGUUCUAGUGGUUCGGUAACCUAGUGACCAUGCAGUGGUGGAAUGACCUGUGGCUCAACGAGGGCUUCGCCAAGUUCAUGGAGUUUGUGUCGGUUAACAUCACCAACCCUGAGCUGCAAGUGGUGAGCCUCUGUUUGGUUUGGUUUCUAAUAUUCAUUUUCUGUAUUUCUUUAUUUGAUUUAAUAUGAAAUUAAAGAGUAUAGUAGAGAGUUUGUAUAGAAACAUACCUGAACAAAUACUGAGCUAGUUGAUAGGCAGGCUGCUGGAUAUAUGUGUAGGGAAAUCAGAGUUGAUGUAAUAUCACUAACUGACAAAUGACUUCUCUCUUUCUCUCUCUCUUUCUCUGUUUUCUCUCUCCCCUGUCUCUCUCUCUCCCUUUCCCUCCCCCUCUCCCUUUCCCUCCCCCCUCAGGAUGACUUCUUCCUAGGGAAGUGUUUUGAGGCGAUGGAGGUGGAUUCAUUAAGCUCCUCCCACCCCGUUUCCAGCCAAGUGGACACUCCUACUCAGAUCCAGGAGAUGUUUGACGACGUCUCCUACGAUAAGGUCAGACUCCCAUCCAUCCAAUCAACCAAGGUCUGACUCCUAUCCAUUCUAUUCACUUCAUGUUGACUAUCCGUCACACCUGGUUUCAAAUACUUCACUGUGCUUGAUUGAGCUUGCCUGUUGCAAUGGAACCAAUAGAAAAGCCCCAAAAGUGCAAACCCCCUUCACCUGAAACUCUAGGUAGGCUAAAACAAACACUCAAAGUACUUGAAAGAUUUCAAAUAGCAUUUGAACCCAGGUUUGCUACCUCUUCUGAAAGUAGUCCAGCCUAGUCAGUGAGUUGAUUUCUGUGAAUUCAUAUUUAUUCCAUCCAGGGGGCGUGUAUUCUGAACAUGCUGAGAGACUUCCUGACCCCAGAGGCCUUUAAGAUCGGUAUUGUCCGCUACCUCAGACGCUACAGCUACCAGAACACUGUCAACAGCCACCUGUGGGAGAGCCUCACCAACGUAAGUGUGUAGACAACUAACUGAGCCUCAUACCCUUUUCACACUACUGAGUCGAACCCAACCAAGCCAGUAAUGUGUGUGUGUGUCUAACAGAUCUGCCAGUCGGACGAUCUGGAUGAGGGCAGACUGAAAGACGAUGGGUUCUGUUCUCAGGGAAAGGCUCAGUCUGGCGCUCCAGUAAAGAUUCACAGACACACUAGCAAGUCCAGUCACACACUGUCACUGUCAACACCAACACAAACUGUCCAGUCACACACGUACAGUCACACACGUCCAGUCACACGUCACGUCACACCUGUCAGUUCACAGUCAACACACUGUCAAACACAGUCACAAACACACGUCACAGUCACCACACUGUCACAGUCACACACUUUCACAGUCACCACACUGUAACAGUCACCACACUGUCACAGUCAACACACUGUCACAGUCAACACACUGUCACAGUCAACACACUGUAACAGUCAACACACUGUCACAGUCAACACACUGUCACAGUCAACACACUGUCACAGUCACCACACUGUCACAGUCAACACACUGUCACAGUCAACACACUGUAACAGUCAACACACUGUCACAGUCAACACACUGUCACAGUCAACACACUGUAACAGUCACCACACUGUCACAGUCACCACACUGUCACAGUCAACACACUGUAACAGUCACCACACUGUCACAGUCACCACACUGUCACAGUCAACACAAUGUAACAGUCACCACACUGUCACAGUCAACACACUGUCACAGUCACCACACUGUAACAGUCAACACACUGUAACAGUCACCACACUGUCACAGUCACCACACUGUAACAGUCACCACACUGUAACAGUCAACACACUGUCCACACUGUACAGUCACCACACUGUCACAGUCACCACACUGUAACAGUCACCACACUGUAACAGUCAACACACUGUCACAGUCACCACACUGUCACAGUCACCACACUGUCACAGUCACCACACUGUAACAGUCACCACACUGUAACAGUCACCACACUGUCACAGUCAACACACUGUAACAGUCACCACACUGUCACAGUCACCACACUGUCACAGUCACCACACUGUAACAGUCACCACACUGUCACAGUCAACACACUGUAACAGUCACCACACUGUCACAGUCACAACACUGUCACAGUCAACACACUGUAACAGUCACCACACUGUAACAGUCACCACACUGUCACAGUCACCACACUGUAACAGUCAACACACUGUCACAGUCAACACACUGUCACAGUCAACACACUGUCACAGUCACCACACUGUCACAGUCAACACACUGUCACAGUCACCACACUGUAACAGUCACCACACUGUCACAGUCCCCACACUGUAACAGUCAACACACUGUCACAGUCAACACACUGUCACAGUCACCACACUGUCACAGUCAACACACUGUCACAGUCACCACAUAACAGUCACCACACUGUAACAGUCACCACACUGUAACAGUCACCACACUACGUCAACACUGUCAAUCACCACUGUAACAGUCACCACACUGUCACAGUCACCACACUGUCACAGUCACCACACUGUAACAGUCACCACACUGUCACAGUCAACACACUGUAACAGUCACCACACUGUAACAGUCACCACACUGUCACAGUCACCACACUGUAACAGUCACCACACUGUCACAGUCACCACACUGUCACAGUCAACACACUGUAACAGUCAACACACUGUAACAGUCACCACACUGUCACAGUCAACACACUGUCACAGUCACCACACUUGUACAGUCAACACACUGUAACAGUCACCACACUGUCACAGUCAACACACUGUCACAGUCAACACACUGUAACAGUCAACACACUGUCACAGUCAACACACUGUAACAGUCACCACACUGUCACAGUCACCACACUGUCACAGUCAACACACUGUAACAGUCACCACACUGUCACAGUCACCACACUGUCACAGUCAACACUCUGUAACAGUCACCACACUGUCACAGUCAACACACUGUCACAGUCAACACACUGUCACAGUCAACACACUGUAACAGUCACCACACUGUCACAGUCACCACACUGUAACAGUCACCACACUGUAACAGUCAACACACUGUCACAGUCACCACACUGUCACAGUCAACACACUGUCACAGUCACCACACUGUAACAGUCACCACACUGUAACAGUCACCACACUGUCACAGUCAACACGCUGUAACAGUCACCACGCUGUCACAGUCAACACACUGUCACAGUCACCACACUGUCACAUUCAGCACACUGUAACAGUCACCACACUAUCACAGUCAACACACUGUAACAGUCACCACACUGUAACAGUCACCACACUGUCACAGUCACCACACUGUACACACACUACAGUCACCACACUGUCACAGUCACCACACUGUCACAGUCACCACACUGUCACAGUCAACACACUGUCACAGUCAACACACUGUAACAGUCAACACACUCACCCUGUCACAGUCAACACACUGUCACAGUCACCACACUGUCACAGUCACCACACUGUCACAGUCAACCACACUGUACAGUCAACACACUGUCACAGUCACACACGUACGCACAACUGUCACAGUCAACACACUGUCACAGUCAACACACUGUAACAGUCACCACACUGUCACAGUCACCACAACUGUCACAGUCACCACACUGUAUAACACGUCAGCACACACUGUCACAGUCACACACUGUCACAGUCAACACAACUGUAACAGUCACCACACUGUCACAGUCACACACACUGUCACAGUCACCACACUGUAACAGUCAACACACUGUCACAGUCACCACACUGUCACAGUAAACACACUGUACCCCACUGUCACACACACUUACACAGUCACCACACUAGUCACAGUCACCACACUGUCACAGUCACAACAACACUGUCACAGUCACCACACUGUACAGUCACCACACUGUCACAGUCAACACACUGUCAGUCACACCUGUAACAUCACCACUGUCACAGUCAACACACUGUACACGUCACCACACUGUCACAGUCACACACACUGUAACAGUCACCACACUGUCACAGUCACACACUGUAACAGUCACCACACUGUCACAGUCACCACACUGUAACAGUCACCACACUGCACAGUCACCACACGUACAGCACCACACUGUCACAGUCACCACACUGCAAGUCACACUGUAACAGUCACCACACUGUCACAGUCAACACACUGUCACAGUCACCACACUGUCACAGUCACCACACUGUAACAGUCACCACACUGUAACAGUCACCACACUGUCACAGUCAACACACUGUCACAGUCAACACACUGUAACAGUCAACACACUGUAACAGUCAAUGUCUUGUGCUGUAUCCUUCCUGGCUUGCUGUAGAAGUGGUACUCAGGUGACCGUUUGUGUGUGUUUGUGUUGUAGAAGUGGUACUCAGGUGACCGUGUGUGUGUGUUUGUGUUGUAGAAGUGGUACUCAGGCGAUCAGCUGGAUGUGAGGGCCAUCAUGGACACGUGGACGCUGCAGGAGGGCUUUCCCCUGGUCACUGUAGAGGUCAGGGGUCGCCAGGUCAGACUCAGCCAGGAGAGAUACCUCAAGACUGACGACCCCUCACAGACACACGGGUAAGACAAUUCUCACUCCUUUUGUCUUUUCUGGUUUUAUUGAACAGAUGGUAGUGAGAGAGAAUGUGUCUGAGGGCAGUAGGCAGGAUUUGAACCCUCUUCGACUGUGCAGUUGGAACUAGAUAUCCAGGAAACACCAUGGUUUAAUUUCCAUUGUAGAGAUGGUGGUUCAGGCUUGGUAGUUCAGGGAUUUGUGAAUAACCAACUAAUUCCAAUAUAACCUCCUGAUCCCCCAUGCAGCUUCCUGUGGCAGGUUCCUCUAACCUAUAUCACCAGCAGCUCCAGCACAGUGCAUCGCUUCCUGCUCAAGACCAAGACAGGUAGGCGUCUCUGUCUGUGGUUUGUGGCCUAACGGUUCUAGCGUUAGUCCCGCCUGGUGACAGUAUAGUUACAGUAAACUAACUAAUUAACUCCCCUCCCCCUCUAGACGUGCUGUACCUGCCAGAGGAGGUGGGGUGGGUAAAGUUUAACGUGGAUAUGAGUGGUUACUACAUGGUCCAUUACGAGGGGGAAGGCUGGCGUUCUCUGACCUCCCUGCUGCUGACCAAUCAUAGGGCUCUGAGCUCCAACGACCGCGCCUCCCUCAUCAACAACGCCUUCCAAUUGGUCAGGUCAGUCGGUCAUCACAGUGUAUAAUAUUGUAAUAUGUAUUUUUUUUAUUGUAAUAUUAUACAAUAUUCAAUGUUGUUUUUUAUAUAUACUGAACAAAAAUAUAAACGCAACAUGCAACAAUUUCAACGAUUUUACUGAGUUCAUAUAAGGAAAUCAGUCAAUUUAAAUAAAUUCAUUAGGCCCUAAUCUAUGGAUUUCACAUGACUGGGCAGGGGCGCAGCCAUGGGUGGGCCUGGCUCCCAAGUGGGUGGGCCUAUGCCCUCCCAGGACCACCCAUGGCUGCGCCCCUGGGGAGCCAGCCCAGCCAAUCAGAAUUCAUUUUUCACCACAAACAGGCUUUAUCACAGACAUAAAUACUCCUCAGUUUCAUCAGCUGUCCGGGGGGCUGGUCUCAGACGAUCCCACAGGUGAAGAAGCCAGAUAUGGAGGUCCUGGGCUGGCGUGGUUACACGUGGUCUGCGGUUGUGAGACCGGUUGGACGUACUGCCAAAUUCUCUAAAACGACAUUGGAGGCGGCUUAUUGUAGAGAAAUUAACAUUCAAUUCUCUGGCAACAGCUCUAGUGGACAUUCGUGCAGUAAGCAUGCCAAUUGCACACUCCCUCAAAACUUGAGACAUCUGUGGCAUUGUGUUGUGUGACAAAACUGCACAUUUUAGAGUGGCCUUUUAUUGUCCCCAGCACAAGGUGCACCUGUGUAAUGACCAUGCUGUUUAAUCAGCUUCUUGAUAUGCCACACCUGUCAGGUGGGUGGAUUAUCUUGGCAAAGGAGAAAUGCUCACUAACAGGGAUGUAAAGAAAUGUGUGCACACAAUUUGAGAGAAAUAAGCUUUUUAUGUGUAUGGAACAUUUCUGGGAUCUUUUAUUUCAGCUCAUGAAACAUGGGACCAACACUUUACAUGUUGCAUUUAUAUUUUUGUUCAGUGUAUUUUUGUAUGUGAAAUUGUUGUGUUUGAGACAGUUACACUGCAUUUUUUAAACUAACUUUUCCAAAUUUUAAAUGUCUUUGUGAUUGGUUAGAUUAGUCAUGGUACGCAGGGCUGUUACGGUGACCGUAUUACCGGCACACCGGCAGUCACGAGUCAUGACCGCAGACACAUUCCACAUAACUCCAAAAUUGCACUCUGAUGCCGCUGAUGGUCAUUAGUAGCCUACCAAACUUGCUAACGGCCAGUCGCUAAUGGCCUGAUACUCGGUGCUCUAUUUUCCCUCUAAUCACUUUUCCCUGUAAUCAAUCCAAAUACUAUCGAAAAUCAAAUCAAACUCUAAAUGAAAGCCCUGGCAUUCAGUUUGAGCGGACUGUUGCGCAGCGAGAGCCAGCUCCUCAUAGCUGGUUGAUGCAUUGAAUGAACCGAUGCCAAGCGUGUACAGUCUAAGGCAAGAAACAGCGCAUGCAUUUUUUUGGCGACUUUUUCAAAUCAUAGUUGCAGGCAUCAUGAUGUAGCCUAGCCCGUAGGCCUAUAUGUUUUGAUAAGGUUUGUAUCACAACUAAAGUGGCCAAAUAACUCUAGGCGUAGCAUAUAGGCCUAGGACCCAUGGAACAGGGUUGGAGAGAACAUAGAUUACUGAGCCUAGUGAAAUGGGUUCUUAUAAGCCCAGUCAUUGCGCCAAAAACAGAGUUUUGACUGGCCACUAUUUGAAAGAGGAUCCCAACUUUGUCAUGCUGCUAUAUUUAUUGCUCAAUUCUUAAAAUUAAGCGCAUUAAUCCGCUUUACAACCUGUUUAGCCUACCUGGCAUAUUCAAAACGUAACCGUGGGUAACCUCCAUUCACUAUUCCAGUGCAGGCUAUGGAUGACAUGUUUUUUUUGUGGGCCAUUCUAAAUAAUUCCACACAUAUAUUAGUAGGCUAUAAGUAAAAAUCAGAUUAAAUUGAGAAUAGUCUGAUGUGUGAGAAUAUUAUCAAGCGCUUGUCAAAUUGUGAACGAGAGACUGAUGAAGUGUGUGCAGCCUGCGUAAGAAACAGAGCAGAGCGUUUCCCUUUCACGAGACUUUAUUCAAAUCAUCAUUAGAGUCGCAUCAUGCAGCCUUGUAUUAGAAAUCAAAACGACAGCUUUUGUGUCACAACUAAAGUUGCAUAAAUAACUGUAAAUGAAGCGUAUAGUAGGACCUGUUUCAAAUGAUCACUUUAACCGCUCAACACAGAAUAACCGCAUAUGUGCGCACUCCCUCUGAAAUUAUUUGGGGAAAAUAUCCUUUCUGUUUUAUUCAGCUAUGUUCAAAUUGUAUUCUUUUUCUAUAAAAUAAUGGGAAUUAUAAGCAAAUCUUGUCUGCUAAAUGAACUAGUGUAGCCCACAGCCAUAUGGCAUAGCCAGAUCAGGACCUAACAUAAGGACGACUCAGAGUAUGCUAUUCUGUUCUUUUGAAAUAGACUACAUUUUAUUCAUAUCAUAAUAAUAAAUAAAUAAAUAAUGGAUUCAUUGUGAUGGUGUAGGCUAUAUUAAAUGGAUUUAUUAGAAUUUUUUAAUGUACUGUAGAUGUUCAAAAGGUCCGCAUCAGUGGCUUGUGGGGAAGCCCAGCGAUGCUAAACGUGUUUAUAUUAAUUAACGGUCAAUUACCGUGAGACCGGCAGUUAUUUGCACGACAAUCACAGGCUGACAAUUUCAUGACCGCUACAACCCUAAUGGUACGCAGUCAAAACAUUUUUAUUUUUAUUGGUUAGGUUAGACUUGGUACGCAUUAAAAAUGUCUUCAGAUGAGUGGGUUGAGUGAGCUUGUCUGUGUCCCCCAGUGUGGGUAAGGUAGGACUGGACACAGCCCUGGACCUGUCUCUGUAUCUGUCCAAGGAGACAGACAUCAUGCCUGUCACUCAGGGUCUGGGUGAGCUGGUUCCUCUCUACAAGCUAAUGGAGAAGAGAGACAUGGAGGGUCUGGAGAACCAGAUGAAGGUAAGAGAGUCCGGUUCCUCUUGAGGUUUCUUCCUUCCAGAGUUUUUUGACAGAGCUUUGUCACUGUGCUUCUGCUUGCUCUUUGGGGUCUAGGCCCGGGUUUCUGUAUAAGCACUUUGUGACAACUGUUGAUGUAAAAAGAGCUUUAUCAAUACAUUUGAUUGAUUGAGUAGAGAUAAAAUAUCUGUUUGUCAGGGCUACAUCGUGGAGCUGUUCCGGGGUUUGAUAGACCGUCAGACGUGGAGUGACGAGGGGUCUGUUUCCCAGAGGGUUCUAAGGAGCUACCUGCUGCUGUUCGGCUCUGUCAGGAACCACCCCCCCUGUGUCGCUACCGCCACACACCUCUUCAACAAGUGGAGGACCUCCGACGGCAACAUGAGGUCAGAGGUCAAACCAUUCAAUUCAAUUAAAUAAACAUUUUUAAUCCCAGAGAGGCAGUUAUUGCGGGGAUCACUAGGAGUCAAGUAAACACCUACAUGACAACGUCUACCUCAUUAUUAACCGUUAUACAAUGGGUGGGUCUAAUCCUGAAUGCUGAUUGGUUAAAACCACAUUAUUUAGGCCUCUGUAUGAUAACCCCUCUUAACGUGGACAUCUCUGUCUAGAUUCCAAAAAUCGUAUAUCCCUUGUCUCCUUUCCAUUUUGACCUCUGAAGGGACUUGACAGGUGCAAGUAAACCUCUGUCCAGUCCUUACAGCUAUCCGUUGUCCUGAAGGGAAAGAGAGAAGAGACGGAGACCAUGCUAGAGUGUUGGGAUAUUGCUUCAGCUCAAUCCCCUCUCUCUCUCUUCUUCCUCAGUCUCCCCAGUGAUGUCAGCUUGGCGGUGUUUGCCAUUGGUGCUCGUGACCCCGAGGGGUGGGACUUCCUCUUUGAGAAGUACCGCCAUUCGCUGCACACAUCUGUCAAGAGCCGCAUCAAGUCUGCCCUGUCCAUCAGCCCUCUGCAACACAAGCUACAGCGGUGGGUUAACAUCUCUCCUGCUUACAGCACUCAGAACUAUCUCUCCUCUGUUUUCUCUUUCUUCCUCUCAGCUCAGCUAUUUAUACUGGGCACCGUGUAGCUCAGUUGGUAGAGCAUGGUGCUUGCAACGCCAGGGUUGUGGGUUCAAAUCCCACGGGGGGCCAGUAUGAAAAAAGAAAAAAAAAUUAUGCACUGGAUCUUAGCGUCUGCUAAAUGACUAAAACAUUUCAAUAUUUUCUUGCUGCUCUGUAUUGCAUAAAAAAUGCUAAACGUCUAAGCCUUUGGGGUGGGGUCACACCAUGGAUCAUUUAUCAAAUUUAGGACCCCUGAAAGUAUCAAGAAACUAGAAUUUGGGCUUUACUACUAAAGCUCGUAGAAACACAUUGAAUAACAUUCAUAAAUGGAAAAACAGACAGUAAAAAAAAAAAAAAACAUAAGGAUAUUGUCUGCCCUAUAUCUAGGAGAUAUACGAAACAUCAGGAAAUAUUUAGUUUUUUCACACAUUUAACCCCUUUUUAUGUUGGCACAAAACUACCUUCAUACUUCCAUAAAUGUUUUAAACUGGUACAAGGUUACCUUCAGACAAGUCCCGUGACAGUUAUGGUCAGCAAAACGGAAAAUGCCAUCGUGUUUGUGAGAAUCUCCCCUUUCCACAGUGGGGUCACGUUAGUUUGUAGCCCAAACGGUCCGGACGCUACAAACAGAAGUUGGCACAUUGACGGUACCAACUUCAGACGAGUCCUGUGGGGUUUGUGGGGGUCAUAGAGCAAAACUGAGAACACCAUUGUGUUCGUGAGAGUCUCACCGUUACGUGACGCUAUGUUUUCAUGAGAAUACCAUUUUUUGGGAGGUCUCCUGGUCUGACAAACAGUGAUUUAGCUUUGCCACUUUCCACCGCAGAUGCGGAAGGCCGACAUAGGUGGAUGCGGUGGAUUGAGACACAGCCCAUGCAAAAAAAAACAGAUACACUACAUGGCCAAAAGUAUGUUGCCAAACAUCUAAUUCCAAAAUCAUGGGCAUUAAUAUGGAGUUGGUCCCCCUUUUGCUGCUAUAACAGCCUCCACUCUUCUGGGAAGGCUUGAUGUUGGAACAUUGCUGCAAGGACUUGCUCCAUUCAGCCACAAGAGCAUUAGUGAGGUUGGACACUAAUGUUGAGCGAUUAGGCCCGCAGUCAGCGUUCCAAUUCAUCCCAAAGGUGUUCGAUGGGGUUGAGGUCAGGGCUCUGUGCAGGCCAGUCAAGUUCUUCCACACCAAUCUCGACAAACCAUUUCUGUAUGGACCUCGCUUUAUGCACGGAGGCAUUGUGAUGCUGAAACAGGAAAGGGCCUUCCCCAAACUGUUGCCACAAAGUUGGAAGCACAGAAUCGUCUAGAAUGUCAUUGUAUGCUGUAGCGUUACGAUUUCACUUCAUUGGAACUAAGGGGCCUAGCCCCAGACCAUUAUUCCUCCUCCACCAAACUUUACAGUUGGCACUAUGCAUUGGGGCAGGUAGCGUUCUCCUGGCAUCCACCAAACCACCAAAUUCGUCCGUCGGACUGCCAGAUGGUGAAGCGUGAUUCAUUACUCCAGAGAAUGCGUUUCCACUGCUCCAGAGUCCAACUCCAGCCGACGAUUGGCAUUGCGCAAUGGUGAUCUUAGGCUUGUGUGCGGCUGCUCAGCCAUGGAAAUCAAUUUCAUGAAGCUCCCGACGAACAGUUCUUGACGUUGCUUCCAGAGGCAGUUUGGACCACAGUAGUGAGUGUUGCAACCGAGGACAGACAAUCUUUACGUGCUGUGCAUUUCAGCACUUGUCGGUCCCGUUCUGUUCAACUGCCAAUGUUUUUCUACGGAGUGCUCGAUUUUAUACACCUGUCAGCAACGGGUGUGGCUGAAAUAGCUGAAACAACUAAUUUCAAGGGGUGUCCACAUACUUUUGUAUAUAUAGUGUACGUUAGGGGGAGGGAGAGAGCAGGGAGAGGAAAGGAGAAGAGAGAGAGGAGGGAGAGUGUGUCUCUAGUUUCAAUGGAUGCAUUUUGAUGGGGGUUUUGUAUUAUGUUAAUUAGAUUGAUGCACGGGUGCGUCAAUAGACUAUUAAAGCCGCACUAUGCAGAAACCGCUCCUCCCUCCUGGGUGCUAAAAUUCUAAUAAUUUCUGUUGAUGUGACAAAACAAGCAUGUAUAGUGUAGAGAGUCAUUGUACCAUCUAAACCACUGUGAAAUAUAUUUUCCAUAACCAAAAAUAUUGUAUUUUCAGCUGUUUGAAGCUGGUGUACAAAACCGAAAGUAAAAGACGCAAAAAUUAAACUUCAGAACAGGAAGCAUAGAAAUAGCGCACAUAGAACAGAUCUACCGCUUCUUAGACUUGCUUUCAAUGAGAAUGAAAGAUCUAUAACUCACAUUUCUAUGUGAAUUUGGUCGGGUCGCCCAAAAAGUUAUAUAUUGUACUGUAGCUUUAAGGAUUUAAGAUAAACAGUUAAGGACUCUCUCCCUCCCGCCUCCCCAUCUCACCCCCCCUCUCCCUCCUUUCUCCCUCCCAGGUUAAUGGAGCAGAGUCUUGCAGGCGAGGUGAUGAAGACUCAGGACCUUCCUCACGUGGUCAUCUCUGUCAGCAGGAACCCCAAAGGGUACAAGCUGGCCUGGGACUUCCUCAGACAGAACUGGCACACACUGGUGAAGAAGUGAGUCUGAUAAUCUUAUGCUGUGGUUAUAGUAGAAACCACCUUCACCGAGAUCUCCCCUCAUGGGUGUAUCUUCCGAACAGCACGCAAAGCACAAUGUUGGCUGUUAGCCUGUCCAGCACUGUGUCAAAGCUAGCGAGCAAAACCCUCCCUCUGAUUGGUUAUUACCGCAGUUGCGUUGCUGGCAAUUGGCAUAAAAAAGUUGGAACUUUCUCUUUAAGUGUCUGUUUACCCCAUGACCUUUUGACCUGUAGGUUUGACCUGGGGUCCCACUCUAUCUCAGGCAUGGUGACUGGUGUGACCAACCAGUACUCCACCAGGGAGAUGCUGGAUGAGGUAAGAGUCUGUCUACUCUGGGGUUUGAUAAUACCGCUACUAUUACCUCAUGUUACGUAGCUAAAUAGUAGUAUUGUCAGCUGUAAUAACCAUUCCACUGUCGUAGUAUUACUGGUGUGUCGGUGUGUGCUCACCCUCCGCUGUAUACAGUAGAUAUGUAGGCCUACAAAUAACUUUUAAAGAUCUAUUCUAAGCCGUCUCCAUGUCUCCUCCCACCAGGUGCGCGGGUUCUUUGACUCUCUGUCUGAGGAGACAGGUUCUGGCCUGAGGUGUAUCCAGCAGACGUACGAGAGCAUCGAGGAGAACAUCCGCUGGAUGGACAAGCACCUGCCCCAGCUACAGGCCUGGCUGGACAGACAGGCCCAGGGAGCCAGAACAGAGAGACAGGACCAUGAGGACCUAUAGACCUCGAUGUAGUACAGGCCUCUCACAGGGCAGGGAGGGGUCUAGAGCAGAGGAUGAUUAUGGCCAUGUUCGAGACCAUCAAAACUGGGAUGUAUUAUGCGUAAACUGUGACUGACUGAUCUAGAAAUAAUAUUGAGUAGUUAUUUAU
Molecule: messenger RNA, 25414 nt
Organism: Coregonus sp. 'balchen'
Lineage: Eukaryota; Metazoa; Chordata; Actinopteri; Salmoniformes; Salmonidae
Source: the annotation of a GenBank genome assembly